Molecule: messenger RNA, 7562 nt
Organism: Pectinophora gossypiella (pink bollworm)
Lineage: Eukaryota; Metazoa; Arthropoda; Insecta; Lepidoptera; Gelechiidae
Gene: Achi
Product: iroquois-class homeodomain protein IRX-5-like
Exons: 7
Coding region: 161-1234 (357 amino acids)
Biological process (GO): regulation of transcription by RNA polymerase II
Molecular function (GO): DNA-binding transcription factor activity, RNA polymerase II-specific; RNA polymerase II cis-regulatory region sequence-specific DNA binding
Source: RefSeq, a predicted model, not a curated record
UGCGGCGAGUUCGUUUUGCUGUGCGUUGUUCUGAGAGUUUAUUUUCUUUUUGGAUUUAUAAAUAAUAAUAUUGACUGUUUCUUUGUUUUGGUGAUCAUUUUACGACUUCUGCGAGUGACAAAGUGUCAAAAUUAGUGCUCGCAUGGAUUGAAAAGUGACGAUGUUACCUCCUACGGCCGGUAUAGCACAAGAGCAACGCGACCGGCCCGAAAUGGCGUAUCAGCAGCGUCGGGAUGUGAGAGAAAUAACAAGAGAGAUUAUCCGAGACGCUCGUGUUGCAAACAGACAACAAUCAAUGUCUCCUGGAGCCCGAGACCGCUUCCCGUCGACAUCGUCUACAGAUGAGAAUGAGAGCGGCACAGACGGCGAGGCUGACCGCUCCCGGCGCGCCAGCCUCGUGCUGGUGCCGGGCCACGCGCCGCCGCGCGGCAUCGCCGUGCGCAAGCGCCGCGGGAACCUUCCCAAACACUCCGUCAAGAUACUGAAGAGGUGGCUCUACGAUCACCGGUACAACGCAUAUCCCAGUGAUGCUGAGAAGCUUACAUUAAGUCAGGAGGCUAAUUUGACAGUGUUGCAGGUAUGCAACUGGUUCAUAAACGCGCGUCGGCGCAUCCUGCCCGAGAUGAUCCGCCGUGAGGGCCACGACCCGCUGCACUACACGAUCUCGCGGCGCGGGCGCAAGCAGCCCGGGACCGCGUCCACGCCUGGCGGCUCCGGCGGCGUCGUUGUCACCUGGGACGGGGAGCUCGAGGGCGACGUGGAGCGCAGUGCAGAACACGAGUACAGCGACGGUCUGCUGGUCUACCGGAGCGACGGAGACGAGAUACCUGACGCCGAGGAGGGAUACUCGUCCAGCGCCAUCAGCGAGGAGGAGGUCAAGUACGACCCGUCUGUCUGGCAGUCCGUCAUCAGAUACGGGCCUGAGGAUAAGGAACUCCACCCCGCCGCCAGAGGGAGCACAGCAGCAGUAGUAACGGUGCGUACCUCAGAGUCAGAGGAGGCCCCGGGCGGGUCUCCGGCGCGCGGCGGCGGCAGCGGCCCGGGCGGCUGGCACCCCCAGCUGGCGCACCUGCCGCAGCUGCCGCACCCGCUGCGCCGCCGCCUGCAGGUGGUGCCAGCCGGUACAGGGUCGGCAGAGGGCGAACGCGACAAGUUCAAGUGUCUGUACCUGCUGGUGGAGACCGCCGUCGCCGUGCGCCAGAGAGAGAAGGAACAGGAGGAGGUGCCUGUCUAGUGCCCGAGAAUACGAACGCGAAGGACCAACGCGCGUCCUGCAAGCCAGAACCGAAGAAGUAGCGGUCCACUCCCAAUGUUGUUUGAAGACGCGUAGACUUCCAUUGCUGUAGGUGUUAACUACCCUUAUAUCUUAUACACUGGACGUUAUGUCGCCCCGAGAAUAAAUCGUUAAAAUUAAUAAUGAAAAUCAAAUAAGUUGACCUUUCAUGAUGGUUUUGCGUUUGGAGUAACCCACGCGAGCUCAAACCACGGUGCCGUGGUUUUCACUAGGCGACGUUAUACUACUGCUUCCAACAGUACACCUUACGCUAGAAUAUAAUAGAUCUAGUCUUGCAUUGGCCCCGAUUGCUGCAGACACCGCCUAAUUUUAUUUUAAGUUAUAUCCGUCAUUUUCAUAUCCGUCGAAAAGGAAAGGGACGGAUGAUUCACAGCUCUUAAUUUUAGGAAGAAUGAGUAAAUGAAUGAACAACCCGGGCGAAUCAAAAAGGUAUGUCGCUGGUAUGCAAUCCGUUUGACGUGCUGUCUACUUACCUGUGUCGGGUUAUUGACUGAUGUAAAAUUUUUAGACGGUUGUUGUUUUAGAUUUGUCCUUAAAAUUGACGUGUGUUCCAUAAAUUUUAUGCUUGUCGAUUACCCGUCCUUUUCCUUUUCGGCGGAUAAGAAAAUGACAGAUAUAACUUAAAAUAAAAUUAGAUGGUAUUUACAGGAAUUUGCACCAUUGAGCACUGAUCAUUUAUAAGGAUAUGUAGCUGACCGCGUGUCCCUUGCGGGUCAGAGCAACUUAUGCUCAGUGCUUAUGUUCAUACUGCCCCUCGGCAGUCAUCGUAUAUCCGAACACAAACAAAUGCUAUUUCCCAGAAUUUGACACACAUAUAUAAAUAUACAUAUAUAUUUACUCACGCCCUUAAUUCCUAAUGGGGUGGGCAAAGCCAUAAGUAAUGAAAGACAUCUUGCAUCGGAAUUUGAAUUUAGAAGUUCAGAAGUAUAGUUUUGAUUUCCGCGCGAACAAAACAACUAAAUUUGUGGCUCUGCCCACCCCCUUAGAGAUUACGGGCGUGAGUAUAUAUGUAUAUUUAUCUAUGUAUAUAUGUCAAAUGCUGAUACAUCUAAGAAAUGGAAAUACUUGUGUACUAUCAGACACUUAUUCGACGGUUAGUUUAUCGACAGCUCUUUAUUAUGACCAAGCGGUGUACCUUUCUAGGUAUCGAUUUAUUUUAUAACUAUUGUAUAUAAUAUUAGUUACAGUAAAGGACUGUGUUCUAUACUUUUGAGAUAGAUAUUAAGAUUCUGUUUUAAAAAAAUGGUUGAUUAAUACAUUUUAUUAACGAUUUUGUCCAAAAUAAGGAUUCAGUAAGGUUGUUUGGUUUAUCAGUCUUGUGUUGUGAAUUUACGGUCACCGAAAAUGUGGUUUAGAACCCUGUCCCAUUAAUAUAUUUAACAUUUGGUGAAGUCUCUGUUUCAAUAUUUCAAAUAAGUUACUGUGACAUGGUACUAAAGUGUUUAUGGUAAUGCUCGGGACCGUAUUAACACGUUUGUUGUCUCAGUGUCAAAAAGAGAUGACAAUAUGUCGUGACGUAAGCUAAAUGAAACUAGUAUGAGGGGACGUUGUUCUUUUCUGGUUUCAUAAUGAUGAUUAUAUACAGGGUGUUAGUGACAUCGUAACGAAAACGAUGGAUGAUUCAGACCAUGUUUCUGAGUUGAUAUCAAGUGGAAUUUUCCGUCGCAGAAGUAUGGAACUGAAAAUAAUUAAAAAAAAAACAACAUGCGACGCAAAAUUCCACUCGAUAUUAACUCAGAAUCAUGGUCUGAAUCAUCCCCCUUAGUAUUUGUUACGAUGUCACUAACACCCUGUAUAUCAGGAGUAAAAAAGGUUACAUAACUUAAUGUAUACGUAUUUACAACACGGCUCGGACGCUUUUUUUAGAAAGACCCCAUAGCGAAUGUGACUCUAUUUGUUUAUGGGAUGGUUUCUACACAUUUACGCGUUACCAUUAGCGAUCCGGUAGCGGGAAUUUUGUAUAUUCCCUUCUACAUGGAAAUCCGAUAUUGCCGCGGCAUGGUUUUAUAUCAACUCCCGCUUCGAACCGCAUGUGUGUGAAGACCUUUAUACAUGAUGUAACUUAACAUCACUGCAACAGUCUUCAGCAAUGACAUGAAAAUAUAUAACAAUAAAUACAUAUAUACAACAUAUGACAUAAAUUAUACAUUAUUAUACUGAAAUAUUUAUCAUGUUCUAGUAUAUUUUAUACAUUUUGGAUAUACUAAACGUACACGCAGUUACUAAAUGUAUAUUUAGAAAAGCAAUAACCAAUUGUAAUAUAGUAUAGUAUUUACUAUUUAGAUAUAUAGCUUGUUAACAUAGUUAAAAGUCAGUUAUCCGAAACAUAUACAGCCAUAAACGGUUAUCAUGUAUACACUAUAGUAACCGGGUCAGCAUGAAAACCGCGCCGUGCGCGGCGCGAAUUAUAUUGAGCGCUUCGGCCAAUAAACGAUACGAAUGCUAUCUACGUUGAUGGACGUCAAACGGCUUUUGGUCGAAGGCCUCGAUAUAAUUCGCGCCGCGCUCGGCGCGGUUGCUGUGCAGAGCCUACUGGGGUUAAUAAAGUGCCGUAAAAAUGUGUCUAUUUCUUUAAAUAACAGUGUCUUAAAAGUAUGCAACUCUUUACAGUGUCUUAAAAGUAUGCAACCCUUUACAGUGUCUUAAAAGUAUGCAACCCUGUCGCAUUAACGUGUUAACGUGUUUGACAUUUUAGUGACACUGGAUUAGAUUUGAGGAAAAAGUUUAAUGUGACAUGGUACUAAAGUGUAUACAUGUUAAUGUUUGCAAUCGUAUAAUAUAUGUAUACCUACAUAUGAACCGUAAUGUCGUGUAUUUUUUGGGGUUAAUUAGAAUUAAACGGCGAUUUCACGUACGUAAUGUUAACAUUCAGAGUAAUUCCUUAAAAAAAACAACAAAAUAUUAUGUAUACAUAAUUAUCUAUAAAACUACUAGACAUGACCUUAUUUAAACGUUUUUUAAGGUAUAUAUCAUGAAAAAAAUAUAUAAAGGAAACUAUAACAAGGAUUAAUAGAUUAAAUAGUAUUCACCUCCAAAGUAUAGUUAUAUAAAAAAAAACAAUUUUAUAAAUUGUAUAUUAAACAGACUGUAUCAUUAGUUCUCAUUUAUGUAAUAGCUGUUGAAAUCAACAUUAUACUAUACAUUAAAAUGUACACCCCUACUCUAAGACGUCUACUCGACUCUUCCACGCGAUUCGGCCUCAGCUGAGCAUUUUGGUAUUUUAAAUUGACAUACGUACUUGAGGGCUUUACUCACUCGCGCAUAUCAUACUGCCAACAAAAUAAUACGAAAUUAAUGACGUCAUGCCUUAAUGGAGUGCCUACGAAUACCGAUUUUGAGCUGAGUUCGUGGAAGACCUUCAGGGGGAUACAAUGGCCACAUCGAAGUAAUUCAUCCAAGAAAGCAAUAUUGCAAUUUGACAUUCACGCAUAUAAAAGUAAGUGCGCAAUGCAAACAAAUGCCAAAAAGCAAUAUUGCUUUCUUAGAUGAAUUGCUUUGAUGUUGGCCAUUUUAACCCCUCAGGUCGCCUAAACUAACGAGAAGAGUCGAAUGAACAUCUUAGAAUAAGGUUGUUAGAAGUUAUAUAAUUAUUUAAUCAUUGUAUUAUCAAGUAUAUCUGAUUUUCAGAUUUGUAAAGUAACAAAUACCUAAUGUUAUGUUACAUUAAUUGUAUAUAAUCAGGAAUAACUAAGUCAUACUGUUACUUAUAUAUAAGUAAUCGUUUGUUUGAUCAAUUGUCUUAUAGAAAAGACCCGUAUAUGUAUUUUUAGACGCCUAAUGGUGCUUAUUCGGUCGGACACAAACCUGUUCUACGACAGCUCUUAAACUAGUGCCGUCCUUCACUUGCAAUAAGCGCAAGAAAGAGACGGAACUACUUUAGUCCUGUCAAAUUAAGCUCAUUCUUGCCCAAAUCGGCACCAAUGUUUAUAUCCCAAACAGUUCAAAUUACGUUAGUUUUAUCCACUGUGUCAUUGAUGUAUAUUAUGUUGCUAUUUGUGCAAGCCCUGAAGAAUAAGAACACUGCAAGAGGAAUGUGCAAUUAUCCUUAAAAUUUAAGCCUUGUAUCCACUAGGCAACAACGCGCAACGCGUAACGCUCAGCAACGUUGCACAACAGCGCGCGACGUUGCCAGCUGAAGCGCAACAUGUCUCAACUAGAUGUUUAGAGAGCCUCGUUAGUUUAGCAUGAGCAUCAAAUGUUGUAGAGACGUGACGCGUAAUAACACUAGUUCCUCUGGUAACAUGUUGUCGACGACAGACGUGUGUUAGUAGACAGAUAACUUUUUUAUUAUUAUUUUUAUAACGUUAAACAAAAGCUCCUCGCUAACUUUCAACAUGCUGGGCAACAUUUCGCGCGCCAAAUGUUGCCAAUUGAAACGCGGCUUCAUUCUUCGUAGGUAUUUGGUCUUUCAAUAUAGCUGCGCGUAAAGACUUGUAAUAGAGUUGACUUUCAUAAGCAAUUUCGGUCUUUUCUCUAAGAUGAAACUUUGUAAAACUCAGUAUGUCUUAGUUUUUAGAAUCUAGUUAUCAACUAGCUUAUAUUUGCUGAUGAUAAAGUUUAAGUUUCUAUGUUAAGUACCUCGUGACUGCUUCGAGACAGGAUGGCGAUUGUAGACAAGCUAAACUUUAAAUAUGUGAGGUUAAAACGCGGGAAAUUAUCGUGUUUUAUAUUAAGAGCAACGCCGAUGUUUUGUUGUGAAUAAGAAUGCUUUUAUGUCAUUAAAACAGUUUAAGUUAUUGAAGAGUGUAAUGGAAGAAAUUUACGUUCUAUUGUCAAAUAUUUUUUGUGGAACUCUUUGGUGGCGUGUACUAGACAUUGUCACAUUUUAUUUUAGUGGAAAGUGGGUUUAAGCUUAUAGAAAAAAUCCAUUUAUUCUUAUAUGAUGCUUCUUGUAAUGCAAGCUACAGUCCUCAGCCACGCGUCUCCUGUUUAUAGAUAUUUUAGUACGUCCUAAACUUUGUAUUAGUUUCUUUUACCUGAGUACAAUAACCUCUUAGCUUGUAGUUUAGUUUUAGCAUCGCUGCACAAGUCUAAUGUUGCUGUUAUGUAUGAUUUAAAUAAGCUUUGCGUGCACCCAUACAUAUAUAAACGCACAUCCUUAUCCGAAAGCACAUCUUUUUAGAAGGGAUUAUAAUAAUAAUAAGGCCGCCGAGAAGCACAAUGCUUCUCUUAGUCACUUUUGUAAUUGUUUUUAAUGUUGUGCAAUAAAGCGUUUUUGUAUUACAUUGUAAUAACAAACCUUUAGGGCGAUUGUUAAAUUCGCACGGGUCAGACCAACUUAUAGUGAUGACGACAGCUUACCCGGCCAAGUAGUGAAUGCGGCAAAUCAGUCACAUAGUUAAAAAAACAUCGCGUUUGGCGCCUGUGGCGGAUUCACUUACGUUGGCCGAUGAAUAAUCCAGCAUAAGUUGGUUUAACCCGCGCGAGUUUUAGCGUAUUAUCAGUGACAACGUAACCAUGACAACCGACGUUACUAGCGCCAUUGCGACCGCCAUUUUGGUUCAACUUAUACGCCGUGGAUUAGACGCUCGUACAACUAUUUUCUUUUUCUAAUUAGGCAUGAGACAAAAGAUAAUUUGUCAAUUAGUUCCUAAAGGCACAUUCGUAAAGUGAUUUAAAUCGUACUCAUGUAACGUUGAAUUUAACGUAAGGGUUUUACUCUCGCGUACAUUAUUUGACAAACAUGUUUACUACACGUUUAAAUAGUAAUUUACAAACUGCAUGCAUUUAAUGUUGAGUAAAUUAAUACUCAUACUACUAACGGCUCCGGGUUCGAAUCCCGGUGGAGAGAUAUCACAAAAAACACUUUGUGAUCCCUAGUUUGGUUAGGACAUUACAGGCUAAUCACCUGAUUGUUCGAAAGUAAGAUGAUCCGUGCUUCGGAAAACAAGUUGAGCCGUUGGUCCCGGUCAGUAUUUACUGAUGAAAGUGAGUAAUCGUUACAUGAGCCAUGUCGGGUGCCAUUGGCGGCUCAAUCAUAACCCUGACACCAGGGUUGAAGAGGCUGGUAUUCCACCUCACAACCCACACGAUAAGAAGAAUACACGGAUACCGGCUCAGCACACUCCAUGAAGCGUCAUUACUUAGUUCAUGUUGGGAUGGAUGUAUGCCCAAUUGGGAACAUAUCUAUGAACUUAUGUAAACUUUUAAAUAAUGUUCAUUCAACACGGCAUCUAGACUUGUGCAGCAUUAGGCUCCGUCUGUAAAUAUACGUGUGUAAGUACUAGUUAGUUUUAUUUAGUUACUAAAUAAAACUGCGUUCACUAUA